This is a messenger RNA of Rhodofomes roseus, 938 nucleotides long. RefSeq lists its product as uncharacterized. The transcript is spliced from 6 exons. The coding region runs from base 55 to 846 and encodes 263 amino acids. Lineage: Eukaryota; Fungi; Basidiomycota; Agaricomycetes; Polyporales; Fomitopsidaceae. The record is from RefSeq and is a predicted model, not a curated record.
AUUGAACUCAGGCCACACAUGGGCAUCACGUGAGGGUGUUGCGGACCCCUCCCCAUGGCUUGGAAGCCGGACCCUCGUCUCUUCCUCCCUCGCACGACCUCCUUCAAAGCCACACUCAUCCGACAAGUGUCGCAGUAUAUACAGCCCAAAAUGACGGAAGAUAUGGACAUGGACACCGUCAUGGACGUCGGCGGGUCGGUACCCCCACCGCAGCCUCAGACCACCUUUGCGCCCUCAAGCAGCCAGCUACCUGUGAUCCAAGACCCGAGCUCCUCCAACGUGCUGACCGAGCUGGAUCGCCUAUAUGAAGAGAUGCGCAACAUUGUGGCCAACGCAACUCAAGCACGCGACCCCUUCCGGGACAUCUCAGUGAAAGUACACAUUCGUAGGCCAGACAGGGAUUCGUGGACGUAUCUGGGUCGCGGACUCGUUGCUCAGGAGCAGUCGCGCAUUGUCGUGCGUGCUGCUGCCUCUCGCAAGAUUAUGACUACCUUCGGAGAGGACGCCCCUCUCCAAGCAGAGAAACGCGGCAACUUUGUCGUGGUGGGUUGCGUCGAGGGCACGCGUGUAGUCUCAUGGUCCUUCAACGCUCAGAACAACUCGGAGACCCUCCGCUUGCUCGCGAGCAUCGAGCUAACUUGCGACUCCCGCCGGUUCACCUCCAACGCUGGCCAACAGGGUGCGCAUCGUCGCCUCAUCUCGCGCAUGAUCAAGGACGACCGGAGGAAGCGUCACAGGCGCCGCAAGGAGACAGACUCCCUUGUGGCAGCGCUUGAACGCACAGGGCUCGACACGCCCGCGGACCAACCCAUGGCCGUGGCCGAGCCUGUCGCCGUACUACAGUAAUAACAUGUACGGACGCCGCUGGUCGCUACCACCGGAGCGCGCAGAAAUCAAGAGCCUCGUGUAACUGUAUAUUAUCCGCUCUCUCCGCCGUC